AUGAACCGGGACGCAGCCAGGAAAUCUCCGGAGAAGCUCUGUCAGUGGAAAGCCCUCCUUCCUGAACCCCAGCCUUCCAAAGAGCCCAGGAAAAUCAGCAGCACACCAUCUAGUGACGACGACACUCGGAUGCAGACCGAGAGAACGACAGAGUCCAAGGAUGGAGAGAGGGAGCGACAGACCCAGACUCCUCCUCUGUUGGCGGUGCGUCACUCUGUGAGGGUGAGGAAGCCUUCAGUGUACCUGCUUCACUCUGUAGCCACCUCCACCUCUAGGUCCCUGAGCCACAGUACCGCCCUGCUGCGCCGAUCCAGACAGCUACUGAUCAACAGGGCCAGCAGCAAAGGCAGCCAUCGCAGGAGGAAGGAGGAGGGAGGAGAGGACACCCCAGGGCAGGAGGAGCUGCUGUCUGGGAAGGAGGAGAGGAAGAGCGAGGGAAAAGGAGGGCUGUUGUGUGAGGACCUGAGCCAGGUGGCGGGGGUUUCGGUAGACUCCAUUUUCCCGGCCAGCUCCAGCGAGGCGGUGAGGUGGUGGCCCGUCUCCUCCGACCAGGACAGCCUGAACCAAGAGCUGGCUCGCAGGAUCCGCCUCAUAUCCCACAGCUGGGUCACUUCCGCAGCCACUACCACCCACACCACCAGGACGGGGACGAUCACGUCCGCCAAGCAGAAACUCGACGAUGACUCUUUGUCCUCGUGGAAGCCAGAGGUUGGGUCGGCGGUGCGGCUGCUGUUUGACCAGCGCUGCAGCGUGGAGAGGCUGGCAUCCUGGUUCAUGCAGACCACUGAGACUCAGUCUCUGGCUCCUUCACUACCCCCGGACCGCCAGCAGGGGGAGCGUCUUUCCCAGCCCGCAGACCAUGCGACUACGCAAACACAUCAAGAAGUUUGCCAAAGCUGUGCCGAAGAGCCCCGCCCAGCUCCGUCUAGCCCAGGAACGGCUCCGACGUGGAAAAGAGCUGAAUGCCAGGCGGCGUCUGUUCACUGCGAGGCCGCGUCAGGCGGGCUGCGUCUCAGAGCUCCAUGGAGGAAGAUCAGGGCCCUCGGGACGUACAGAACCACUCUGCUCAGAGUCAGAGAAAAGUUCCUCACCUGGACCCUCAGAGCCAAGCGGCCCAACAGGCUGAGGUACAACCAGGCGAUCUGGAGGAGAAGCCUGGUGGAGGUAGGCAAUUCACCUGACCAGGUCUGCCCUUCUGCUCAGCCCAGGGAGGAGCUCACCUCUUCUCCACAUCACCACUGUCUACCUGCCUCCUCGGACACCAGUCAGCCCUGCAGCCCCGACCAGCUGACAGGCCUCACCAAACAGCAGCGUCUCAGCUCUAAAGCCUGGAGUCCAGAGACUCUGAAGGAGUGUUGCGUGUUUCUCAAGAAGAUCAACUCCCCCGACACAGAGUCCACCGUUGAGGACGAGUGGGACGUCUGCACCGUCAAUCUAGACGACACAUACUGCCCCGACGAGACCAGACAGGAGGAGAGGAGGGACGAGUACGACAAAGCUGUGAAAACUGAGAGAAGGAAGAGGAGAGUUCCCUGGAAGGAGUCUAGCGGUUCGCCGCAGGAGGCGAUGGUUCAGGAGCACAACCGGGUCCGAGCCGGGAACAGGAGAGGCAAACAGAAAAAUUCAGGGAAAGCCACGAGCCAAUCACCGACCCCGCCGCCGCCAACGAAAGCCACGAGCCAAUCACCGACCCCGCCGCCAACGAAAGCCACGAGCCAAUCACCGACCCCGCCGCCAACGAAAGUCACGAGCCAAUCACCGACCCCGCCUCCAACGAAAGCCACGAGCCAAUCACCGACCCCGCCGCCAACGAAAGUCAUGAGAAAAUCGCGUGGGAGGGGCCUGACCGGGCCGCGGUGGCGUGACUUUAUACUGGGAACCUGACUGUCCCCCCCCCUCCGUCCCGUCUCCACGGUGACCGUGUUGUAACCGUAUUGGGGACGCUCCUCCCUCCGUCUCCAACGGUGACCGGCGUGUAAACAACCAUGGUGCCUUCAAGACUGUCCCUCGGGUAUUAUGUAGCAGAAGGAUAAAAAGUUUUAACCAAGAAAGAAGCUUGACGUUGCACUAUUUUUAAACUAUUCAGUCCCGUGUCCUCCCCCCUCCUCCCCCCUCCCCCCUCCUCCGUCCCACUGCUUUAAAAACACAAAAAACCAAACUGUGGAUAGAUUUGUACAGAAUGUUUGUUUUAAACUUUGACACAAACUUUUAACUUUCUUCUUCUGUAUUGUCUGAUACAACUACCAACCCGUCAAGUUCUGUUGUAAUGAGCCUGGAUUGCCCAUUGGGAGAGUACACAUUCAGACUUCAACUCUUGAGUCUUCAUCUCCAAUGGCACCCUAUUCCCUAUAUAUAUAUAUAUAUAGGGCACUAUUUUAGACCAGGGCCAUAUAAUGUUCAGGUCAAAAGUAGUGCACUGUAUAGGGAAUAGGGUGCCAUAGGGCUCUGGUCUAAAGUAGUGCACUAUAUAGGGAAUAGGGUACCAUAGGGCUCUGGUAUAAAGUAGUGCACUAUAUAGGGAAUAGGGUGCCCUUUGGGUCUGAUUCUCUCUUCCCUGAUGUGUGUGCACUUCCUGUCAUGGAUUUAUAAACAUUAUAAGUGUAAACAUCAGCUUGGAAGGGAGGGAGUAGCCACCAUGUUACUAACGCGAGUCCACGUUAGAUCCAUGACGGAGGGACACUUCGGUGUGGUUAAGGUGGAAGAACUGAAUUAGGUUUUUAGUAUGCUUUGCCACGGCAGCCAUUUUGUAUGAAGGUUAAUGUGUGUCUGUUGCAUUAUAGAAGCAGCAGCGCCAUGAUUCCCCCCCCAUCCCCUCCCCCCCCAUCCCCUCCCCCCCCAUCCCCUCCUCCCCAUCC
This is a messenger RNA of Salmo salar (Atlantic salmon), 2855 nucleotides long. Lineage: Eukaryota; Metazoa; Chordata; Actinopteri; Salmoniformes; Salmonidae. The record is from RefSeq and is a predicted model, not a curated record.